AUCAUGGACGGAAGCACGGGGGCUACCACCUACCUUAGCCUUUGCACAGUACCAUUAGGUCCUACGAUACCGCUUGGUGACGGCCAAGGCUCAAGGGAACCAACGAACGAAACAUGCUCACGCUCCUACUCCCUCGCUCGCUCGCUGGUUCACACUCUUGGAGCAAGACAAGACAGAGUUGUAUCGGCUCAGCUAUGACUGGUACGAGCUACCGUGCCAGUCUCGUCUUGGCUGGUCAAGUUGAUAUUGCGAACGCUGCCAAACGAUGGGACAGCAAUGGAUAUUCGCAUCAUACGGAUAAUCAACCACCUUUUCCAUCUGACCAUCAACACUUGUUCCCAACAGACCAGCCAACCGCCAGUCCGAAUACAUCUCCAUACACCCGUUCUCCGCCCACCCGUCCGUUGUCACCAGCCAUACGACGCCUCGAUUUCUUAGUCUUGCUUAUUAUCCACAUGAAUAGCUUUCAUCCCCCCCCUGUUUGGUCCCCUUUUUGGUCCCCCUUCCUUCGGAUUGCCCCUCGGUUUGGUCCCCCAUUUUCGAUGCUCGGAGUCGGAGGCAAGCCGCAACCAGAGCCUUGUGAGUUGUCUCCGUUAAACAGUCGAACUGAACACUGGCCUGGAGCAGAGUCACGCUGGCUUGAGCUCUGGCCGUAGUCUCUUGGUUUGGAACCUGGGCAAACAAACGGGCAUUCCACCAAACCUUGCUCUAAAAACAGAGCUGAUCUCAUUCGAAUGUUGCCAUUUGUAUCCGG
Molecule: messenger RNA, 754 nt
Organism: Colletotrichum phormii
Lineage: Eukaryota; Fungi; Ascomycota; Sordariomycetes; Glomerellales; Glomerellaceae
Exons: 1
Coding region: 114-656 (180 amino acids)
Source: RefSeq, a predicted model, not a curated record